AGAGAGAGAGAGAGAGAGAGAGAGAGAGAGAGAGACGGAGCAGUCCAUCCUUGUAAGGUGUUUUCAUAUUUGCCAGUCUUCCUUUUCUUGUGUCAAAGAUGCAGGUUGUCAGUGGUGGAGGAUUACUUUGGAUAUACGCUCUUAUAUUUACUUCCCUACAGCUCUGGGGAAGACUCUCAGCUUCCACUUCCUUACCCCCUCUUCCGGUACCUACCCUAGACGUCUACUCGAGGUCAAAAGACUCAGUGGUCCUGAACUGCAAGGUCCCACAGGGCCAUCAUGGGUUUCAUUUCAAGUUGUACAGAUUCAGAGAUAUGGUGGACUCUAAGGAGACAACGUCCGGUGCUGAGCAAGUUCAGUUCGCUGUCAAGAUAAAGGAAGGGAAUUCAAGUGAACUGUUCUGCUGUGUGUACAAGGACCAGGGAGGCCGCUACAGUGCAAUGAGUCCUUAUUUGCAGCUGGAAGACCAAAAAGAAACUGACCCCACUCGCUCCAUACCCUCUCUCCCUCCCCCAGUCUUGUCUGUUGAGCCGCCCACGGGUGUGGUAAAACGUGGGGACACGUUAUCCUUCAGUUGCUCAGUCCCUGCUCUUUCAUCUCAGUCUCAGUCUCAGUCUCGCCAUACCAACAAACCCCUAACCUUCUUUUUGCUGAGGACUGCUGAGAGAACAGGGACGACAUCUGUCAUUCUCCAGCCUCAGGUCAGUCAGAUAUCAGGCCCUGAAUCUCAGCCAGGAGUCUUCACUGUGGGGCCAGUGAGUGGAGGAGAGGAGGGAGAGUACACCUGCAUCUACCAGGUCUCCAAAAGGAGGCGACUGGUUAAUUCAACUGUUAGCAAUGUGGUUCAAAUCACCAUCACAGAUGUGCUUCCACUGCCCACUCUUGUUCUUCAACAGCAGACAGACAUUUGGCAUUUGCUCUGCACAGGGUCUCCUGCAUACCCUAGUGCUGUGUUCUCGCUCUACCAGGUGGAUAAUGAAUUUCCCAUUGCCACUCACCAUGCCAAAAUGACCCUCCAUCAGGCCACUUUCCCACUGCCUGUCCAAGACACUCCACUGGUUUCGUACCAGUGCCAGUACAGUGUCCUUUUAGGAAUGAAAUGGAGCUAUUCCGAGCGCAGCCUCCCUCUGGCUGUGACUAGAGAAAUUUCUCCUCCUUCAUCACCAGAUUUGUUGGGUAUGGACUGGCCUCUUGUGCUGGGCUCUUUUGCUGCUGUGGUAUUAUUCCUCUGUUCAGCAGUGCUAGUGGUUGUGGCAGCACACAGGAAAGCAAAAGCAGCAGCUGAGAAAAAGAGGAAAAGAAAGGAAGCACAGUUCUGGACUCAAAUCCACGCUAAGGACCAUGUUGUUGACCUUACGCUCAGGCGAGCAAGCCUCACAUCUCAGGAAUGGACCGGUGGCGACACUGAGACACUUUCCAGAUCUCCAUUUUGGAACCCUCUCUCUACGUUCACAACCCCAAGUCAUCCAAUCCAUUAGAGAUGUGUUUGUUCUCUCUCUCUCUCUCUCUCUCUCUCUCUCUGUCUCUCUCUCUGUCUCUCUCUCUCUCUCUCUCUCUCUCUCUCUCUCCUUUAUGUGUGUGUAUGUGUGUUUAUACUUUAUCCCAGCUUAUCAGGGUAGCAUGAGUUGGACUUUCACAGCAGGACAGGAAGAGCUAUUUCCUAAGUUCCUAUUUCGUUUGUAGAGGGUAAAAUUGUACAAUUUGACAGGAUAUGAUGUUUGUUUGAUCUUAAAUGUUUGUGUGUGGGAAAUGUGUUUUGUGAGUAACUUACAUUAAGCUUUAAAGUUUCUUCUUAGCCUUGGAAAAAGCAGUCAAGGUCCAUUUAGAACCUGCUGUCUGGAGCUUUCAGCAACAUUAUAGAAUCUUCAUUAGCCCGGAUGUCAUGGAAUUUAGUAUCAGCAACUAAAUGAACUUUUGAAAUGUAUAUUUACCUGCCUGUUUUGACUAAUAUUACAAAUUACCUAUUUGCAGAUUUGCAGAACAUUCCAGUACCAUCAACAUUAUGUAAAGUCAGUACACUUUUUAACUAUACAUGGAGCAUUGAACAUUGUUUUUUUUUUUUUUUUUUUUACAUAGUAAUGAUGAUAAUAAAGUUUAUUUAUAUAUCACUUACAGAUACAAAAGUUCAUUCAAACAUACAUGUGAUAGAUGUGUUGCAUACAUACACUGCAUGUACCAACCUACAUACACACAGAAAUACAUACAUUCAAACAAAUUAUCUUAUACUGUAAAAACUUCAACUUAUAUUCUUUGGCAUGAAUAACAAUUGGAAGUUGUUAGACCUGAGAAACUGAAAUUAUCAGCAUUCAAAAUAAAAAGUGAACAACUCCUGAUAACAUAGAAUCCUAAUCAGCAAUUGACUACAAAGUUUGAAAGUUCUGUUGACUUGCCUUCUUAAGUUUGGAAAUGCAGGAAAACUAUUUUCACUCCUUGUUUACCUUAUCCUUUGCACUGUAAAAUCUCACUAUAAGUUAUAUUAAAAAUACUUUUUAUUAAAUUGA
Molecule: messenger RNA, 2501 nt
Organism: Lates calcarifer (barramundi perch)
Lineage: Eukaryota; Metazoa; Chordata; Actinopteri; Centropomidae
Exons: 11
Coding region: 99-1478 (459 amino acids)
Source: RefSeq, a predicted model, not a curated record